AUCAUUCAAAAACUCUCCCAAAAAAAACAAAAAAAAAACAUAAACAUUAAAAAAGAUUAAACAAAAAACAAAAAAAUGGCAAAAAUUUCAUUAGCAUUAGGUCUAUUGCUACUAGUAGCAUUAAGUGAGGUCUACGAAGUGCAAGGGACGUUCUUAUUUAGGCAUUACUUGAGGAAAUUUCCCAGAAGGUCCAGAGACUUUCGACCAUUCGCUUGCAAGGGUAUGUUGAAGUUCGUGGACGUUUUGGAGGUUAGGUGUCCAUUGAAGCCACAAUAUAAGAGCUUCUUCGGAAACCUAAGAUCUUACAUGAACUUCAUAAACUCUGCGUCCGGGUCGAAAAACUUUGAUGCCGAGCUAAAAGGGAAAGCCCAGGGUCUUCUCUCAGCUAUGUCUGCAAUGAGUGGCAAAGGCGGAGCAUCGGCUGAUUCUAGCAAGGUUAUGGAUACAUUGUUGUCAAUGGGAAAGACUUUGGGCAACCAGCAGCAGAGCGGUUCAACGGUAAUGUCGUUUGGACAAAGGAAAGAGAUGAUCAUGUCUAUGGUGAAAUGGGCACAAACAAUUGGUCAAUUUGUCGCGAGUGCUGCAGCAAAGAGCGGUAACAAAAUCGAUAUAUCAUCUUUAGGAAUUGAUGGUAUUGAUGCUAAUGCUGCCGCCGGAGCUGGAGAUUCUACUGCCACUGGAACUGGAAGUUCUGGCGCGACAACUGGAGGUUCUACCACUGCUGGCUCAGAUACGGCAGCUGGAGGCACUACCGCUGCUGGCGCUGGUACUGCAGCUGGAGGUUAUACCGCUACUGGCUCUGGUACCGCAGCUGGCACUGGUACCACAACUGGCGCUGGUACAGCAGCUGGCUCUGGUACUGCAGCUGGAGGUUAUACAACUACUAACUCUGGUACCGCAGCUGGCGCUGGUACAGCAGCUGGAGGCACUACCGCCGCUGGCCCUGGUACCGCAGCUGGAGGCACUACCGCCGCUGGCGCUGGUACCGCAGCUGGAGGCACUACCGCCGCUGGCGCUGGUACCGCAGCUGGAGGCACUACCGCUGCUGGCAGUGUAAGUGGAAGCUAUGGCAGUAGUGGAGGAAGUGCUUCAAACACCAAUGUUGGAACUAACAGUUGCACCACAAAUGCGUGUUCUAAUGGUGGUGGAGCCUCCUUCAAAGGUGCUAUGAACUUUCAAGGAAAGGCAUCCUCUCGGUCUCAAGAAGCCGCGUCAACCCAAACUUCAGAUGGCUCCAGUUAGAAAAGGGCCGACCUAGCAUAUAUAUAAACGUAUUAAUAUUAUUUAAAUAAGAAGACGGCCCUGCUAACAUAUUAAAGCAGCGAGCUGUAGAAUGUUUGGCUUUAUAUAUCUAAGCCUAUUUUUUAUAAUAUAUAUGAGAAGAUUUUGUAUUAA
Molecule: messenger RNA, 1395 nt
Organism: Arabidopsis lyrata subsp. lyrata
Lineage: Eukaryota; Viridiplantae; Streptophyta; Magnoliopsida; Brassicales; Brassicaceae
Product: putative per-hexamer repeat protein 5
Exons: 2
Coding region: 76-1242 (388 amino acids)
Source: RefSeq, a predicted model, not a curated record